Messenger RNA from Synchytrium microbalum, 1227 nucleotides. RefSeq lists its product as uncharacterized. Gene Ontology annotation, biological process: cilium assembly. The transcript has 4 exons. Lineage: Eukaryota; Fungi; Chytridiomycota; Chytridiomycetes; Synchytriales; Synchytriaceae. Gene Ontology annotation, cellular component: ciliary basal body; axoneme. The record is from RefSeq and is a predicted model, not a curated record. Bases 1 to 1227 code for a protein of 408 amino acids.
AUGGACUCGAAUGCAUCCUUCAUACCCUCCAUGUCAAUGGACCAACAAGCCCAACAACAAUCCCAACAACCAACAGCAACUGACAUUUUAUGCGACACAACCACCCGAGCAGAAGACGUCGAAACGUGCACAAACGCAGAACUAUCUCUCCUCCUAACCGAACUCAAGAAGAAAAACGCAAGACUGGAAACUGAAAACAAGCUAUUCGAUUCAUAUCUUGCUAGAAUUGGGCCAUUGCUUCCUGAUGAUAAUGGCAAGAUGGGAGGAGCUACGGGCAACAAGGAUUCGAAUGCUUUGGGAGUUGAUGACGCGUCUAAAAAGGAAAAAAAGAAGAAGGGUGAUAAGAAUCGGGCUAAUGAGCAGGAAAAGAUUGUGUUGUUGACGCCUGAGCAACGUGCUGAGGUUGCUUCGAGAGCGCUUGAUGAGUUAAAGGAUGAGAUUGAGAAGGAGAAGGAAGGGUGGACGCGGUUUGUUGAUAAUCUCAAGGCUGAGAUCGAAGAGGUUGAAAUUCGAACAGCCGAAAUCAAGAAAGCCAUGUAUGAAUUCAAGAGGGAUGUUGUUCAGAGUGCUAUCAGUGAACGAACUGGCAAAGUUAUGGCUGAACGAGUUCAAAGGUGGAUUGAAGAUCAUUUACGUGCCAAGGACGCAAUCAUAGAAAAACUACGACUCAAGAACGCCUCUCUAAAAUCUCAACGCAACAACCUCUCGCAACAAUUACGCCAAAAAGAAGAAAUGGGCGAUGUCCUCCAUGCCAUUGAUUUCGACCAACUCCAAAUCGAAAAUAAGCAAUACUUGGCCCGUAUCGAAGAACGAAACACGGAACUAGUCGCUCUCAAACUCGCCGCUGGAAACACCCAACAUUUACUUAACACACACAAGGAAGCGCUGAAUGAUACGAUGAAGGAUUCUGAGAGACUGGUGCAAGAGAUCGAGUCCAGACGCGAUAUGUUGACACGAUUGAUUCAAGAGGAGGAGAAGGUGAAUGGAGAUAUUGCCAAGAUCCAGACCUCGAAUGCGAGUUUCCAGUCGUUGGCAGAGUCGUACCGGGUGCCUGAUGUGAUGGACUAUGUGCAUUACAAGGCUUUGCAGCAUGAUUUGGAACAUAAGGUUGGCAUGUGGACGAGGAAAGUGGAGAUUGCUGCUUUGCAGCUCAAGAGAACCAAGCUAGCUCUGAAAUCAACAAGAGGACCCACAAUUAAACCCAAGUCAAAUGCUGCCCAAAUAUAA